This is a messenger RNA of Punica granatum (pomegranate), 4538 nucleotides long. The record is from RefSeq and is a predicted model, not a curated record. Lineage: Eukaryota; Viridiplantae; Streptophyta; Magnoliopsida; Myrtales; Lythraceae.
AUCUGCCCAAUGCUCUCUUCCUCCUCCUCAAACCACAGCAAAACCCUCCUCACUCCUCCCCUCUCCUCCUUCUCCCACAAACCCUAACCGCCAAUUCCUCUUCCGCCACCUCCUCGGCCAAUCAAUCGACCCCAGAUGGCCUCCCGGGACCAAGCCCUAUCACUCCUAGCCGCCGCAAACAACCACGGCGACUUGGCGGUGAAGCUCUCGUCUCUCAAGCAGGUCAGGGACAUUCUCCUCGCCGUGGACCCUUCCCUCGCAUCAGAGCUCUUCCCUUACCUUGCCGAGCUCCAUCCAUCCUCGCCCCAGAGCCUCGUCAGGAAGUCUCUCGUCGAGAUAGUGGAAGAGAUUGGGUCGAAAGCAAUGGAAUACUUGGCAGUAUUGAUGCCAGUCUUACUGGCAUUAUUGAGAGAUGCUGAUCCAGAUGUUGCAGCACAGUCCGUCAUCAGUGGCACGAAGCUCUUCAGUGGUAUUCUCGAGGAGAUGGCAGUGCAGAUGCAUCACCGAGGAAAAGUCGAGAGGUGGCUUGAAGAUCUUUGGACGUGGAUGGUUAAGUUCAAAGAUGAUGUGUAUACCAUUGCAAUUGAGAUAGGUCCUGUUCGUACGAGACUGUUGGCGUUAAAAUUCUUGGAGACAUAUGUUUCACUUUUCUCACCUGACAAGAAUGAUUCUGGAAGACCUGUGGUCGCAGGGAGCAGACACGUAUUUAAUGUUUCAUGGCUAGUUGGAGGCCACCCUGUUCUUGAUCCAGCUGUGUACAUAGCAGAAGCGAAAAGGAUCGUUGGAACUUUAUUCGAUCUGCUCAAAACAGCUAGUAGUCUUCCAGGAUGUCUGACAGUUACCAUUGUCAAUUGUCUUGCAGCUAUUGCUAGAAAGAGGCCACAGUACUUCAGCACAAUCUUCUCAGUAUUGCUCGACUUUAAUCUCAACUUUCAGACGGCGAAGGGUUUUCAUGCUCCCAGCGUUCAAUAUUCUUUUAGAACUGCUUUUUUGGGAUUUCUUAGGUGUACAUAUCCUCCAAUUGUAGAGUCAAGGGAGAGAUUACUUAGGGCUCUACGAGCAAUGAAUGCUGGAGAUGCUGCUGAACAAGCCAUUAGACAAGUUGAUAAGCUCCUAAGAAGUGCUGAGCGAGCUUCUCGUGAUUUCCGUAUAACUAAGGAUGAUCACCUAACCAUCCAGACGCCCUUUCCUGGGGAUAUAAUGAAGAAAAGGUCUCUCCAUCAGGAGGAAGACGAUUUUUCCUAUAAUAAUCAUGAAAUGCAUUCUAAGCGAACUCGCUAUGGUUCCAAUGCCAAUCCUGUUUUGCCUGUUCAAACCACUGAUUUAAUGAAUGGUUCUCUCUCUGCGAAUGAGGACUCCCCUAAUGUUCCAGCAUUUGAUGGUGACGAGUUGACGCCGGCUGAACAAAUGAUUGCUAUGAUUGGUGCUUUGCUGGCUGAAGGGGAAAGAGGUGCUGAGUCACUUGAAAUUCUCAUUACAAAAAUGCAUCCUGAUAUGUUGGCAGAUAUUGUAAUAACGAAUAUGAAGCACCUGCCCAAAGUCUCUCCACCAUUAACAAGGCUUGGGACCUCGCAAGCAACCCCACAGGUUGGAUCUCUAAGUCUUCCAUCCCAAAUUUCUGCACUGCAUGGAAUUCAAGUUUCCACUGGACAAGUGCCGCAUCCUUAUGCACCUGCAACAAGUUCUCUGUAUUCUGAUGCAACUACUGCUGUUAGUAAUUCACCAGCAGAGUCUAGGCGUGAUCCACGGAGGGAUCCACGUCGCCAUGAUCCACGACUAGCAUUGCCAGCUGAACUUCCUUCUACACCAAAUAUGGAUGAGUCUGUUGCUACAAAAUCAGACUGGGAGAGUUCUAGUGUGAGUAAGCCUCCUCCAUCAGCUGUUGCAAUCAGUGGUAAAACUCCUAUAAUGCCGUCCAUCCCAAAAAUCAAGACUGAUGAAGACACGUUUGAAUAUGCUUCAAAUUCCGAAACUAUCAAGCAAACUCCUGAAGUCGAGGUUCCUGAUGAUGCUAAGGAUAAAGCCCAAACUAUUGAGGUCAAAUUUUCAUCAGAUUCUCCCUUUUCUCCAAGACAAAUGGAUGAAAAUGAUUCAGUUGCAGCUAAGGCAGAGGUUAUGGAGCCGCAUGAGUCUGAGAUGACAGAUAUUGAAGAAAUGGAGCAACAUUCUCCAGCUGAAAGCCCUUCUGUGUUGGAAGAUACGGUACAGGAACUACCUACUGUUCCUCCAUAUGUUGAACUUAUCAGAGAACAGGAAAUUAAUGUGCAAAAGUUGUCAGUAAGGCGGAUAAUAGAAUCGUACAAGCACCUUACUGGAAAAGAAUGUGAAGACAUGAGGAUAUCAUUAAUUGCUCGGUUGGUUGCUCAGAUUGAUGCUGAUGAUGAUCUAGUAGUGGUGCUGCAAAGACAUAUCCUGGAAGAUUACCAAUUACAGAAGGGGCACGAGCUUGUUUUGCAUAUCCUGUACCAUCUCCAUUUCCUAGCCGCCUCCAGUGAUGUCCCAAACUCUGCUGAAGUUAUAUAUGAAAAGUUCCUCUUGGCAGUGGCCAAAUCUUUGCUCGAUCAUUUUCCACCCUCGGACAAGUCAUUCAGCCGGCUUCUUGGGGAAGCUCCAUUGUUGCCUAGUUCUUUGUUGAAGUUAUUAGAUGAUAUCUGCUUCUCUGAUGUUUCUGAUGAUCGGGGAAAAAGUCUGCGGGAUGCCGAUCGGGUCACUCAGGGUCUUGGUUCUGUAUGGAGCUUGAUUUUGGGGCGUCCACAUUAUCGCCAAUCGUGCUUGGAUAUAGCUUUGCAGUGUGCUAUACACCGACAAGAGGAAAUCCGAGCUAAAGCUAUUCGAUUGGUGGCUAACAAGCUCUACCAGCUGAGCUACGUAUCAGACAUUAUAGAGCAGUUUGCGAGGAAUAUGUUUUUGUCAGCUAUCAAUCAGAAUGUUUCGGGUGCGGAGCAGAAUGUUUCACAACCUGGACAGAAUGAACAAGCUGAAGGGGAGAUUGGCAGUGAUAAGACUACUUUUAGUGGUUCUGAAGUUUCUGAGACUGUAACCUCUGAUACUGAAUCUGCAAGGAGCACUCAAGCUCUGGGCCAAAGCUCUUCUGUUUCAUUUCUUGAAGCUCAAAGACUCAUUUCUUUAUUUUUUGCAUUGUGUACAAAGAAACCUAAUCUUCUUUACCUCGUUUUUGAAACUUAUGGGCAAGCUCCUAAGACCGUAAAGCAGGCUGUUCAUCGGCAUAUUCCAAUCCUUAUCAGGGCCUUGGGUUCAUCUCACCCUGAGUUGCUAUAUGUAAUAUCAGAUCCACCUCAAGGAAGCGAGAAUCUUUUGACGCUGGUGCUGCAAAUAUUGACUGACGAAACAAUACCUUCUCCGGAGCUCGUAGCUGCUGUGCAACAUUUAUAUGAAACUAAGUUGAAGGACGUUUCUAUCCUUAUUCCAAUGUUACCUUCUUUCUCGAAGAAUGAGGUUUUGCCUAUUUUCCCGCGGCUUCUUGACCUUCCUCCUGAAAAAUUCCAGAAGGCACUUGCUCACAUAUUACAGGGCUCAGCUCAUUCUGGUCCUGCUUUAACACCUGCCGAGGUGCUGGUGGCGAUACAUAAUAUUGUCCCCGAGAAAGAUGGUAUUCCCCUCAAAAAGGUGAUGGAUGCUUGCUCGGCUUGCUUUGAACAGCGCACAGUUUUCACUCAGCAGGUCUUGGCAAAGGCUUUGAAUCAGAUGGUUGAUCAAACUCCGCUGCCUUUGCUCUUCAUGAGAACAGUCAUUCAGGCUAUUGACGCCUUUCCUACGCUGGUCGAUUUCGUCAUGGAGUUACUGUCAAAACUCGUGAGUAGACAGAUCUGGAAGAUGCCGAAAUUGUAUGUGGGCUUCUUGAAAUGCGUAGCUCAGACUCAACCACAUUCUUUCCGCGUGUUGUUACAGUUGCCGCCACCACAGCUAGAAAGUUCUCUGAACAAGUAUGCUCAUUUAAGAGGGCCCCUCGCUGCUUUUGCAAGUCAACCCAGCGUCAGAGCUUCACUGCCCAGGCCAACACUUUCAGUCCUUGGAAUUGCAACUGAACCCAACUCGCAGCAGCCUCACCAUUCAUCUGCUCUGCCACCAGAAACGAGCUCUUCCGUGCGUGGAGCCACCAUGACGUGACAGUAUUUCCUGCCCCUUAGUAUUCGAUGAUUUUACCGUCUAGAUCAUGACAAAGCUGAUACCCGAGGAAGUUGCAAGGAUUCAAAUCAUCAGAGGUGCAACCCACGAUGUUGCAAAUUGGCUCUGCUCGUUCCUUCUCAGCUCACGGCUAUGAAGGGCUGCUGUUCUAAUUGGCAGGCAGUCAACCGUGUUCGAUAGUUCUUGACCUAGUGCUAUCGCCCCACCGGAAUCUGUGCCAUAGUUGUAUAUUAUCUUUCGUAAUCCCCUCUUUAUUAAUUUUGCUCUCAUGUAAUAUGUUCUGAAACAUUGGUUUCGGUUCGGCAUCUACAUUACAUCAGAGAAAUUGUUGCGUUGGGUGAGUGAGAAAUAUUGAAUUGAAGAGAGUUUUUAGCAGUACAGAUGCCGGGGAA